CCUUGCAAAACUUUAGGAGGUAAAGAUUUGGCUAAGAGGAGAUUUGAGAGGAACAAGCCCCACCUGAACGUAGGCACCAUUGGUCACGUCGACCACGGCAAGACCACUCUUACUUCGGCUAUCACUAUGGUGUUGAGCAAGCACACCGGCAGCCAGUACCGGGCUUUCGACACCAUCGACAACGCUCCGGAGGAGAAGGCCAGGGGUCUGACUAUCGCUAUCCAGCACGUGGAGUACGAGACGGAUAACCGUCACUAUGCCCAUGUGGACUGCCCCGGCCACGCCGACUACAUCAAGAACAUGAUCACCGGCGCCGCCCAGAUGGACGGAGCCAUCCUGGUGGUGAGCGCCCCCGACGGACCAAUGCCCCAGACCCGCGAGCACAUUCUGCUGGCUCGCCAGGUGCAGGUGCCCAGCAUCGUGGUGGCGCUCAACAAAGUGGACGCUAUGGACGACCCUGAGCUGCUGGACCUGGUGGAGUUGGAACUGAGGGAGCUGCUCAGCGCCUACGAUUUCCCCGGGGAAGACAUCCCCAUAGUGCGGGUGAGCGCACUCAAGGCCCUGGAGGACGAGGGCGCCCCCGACUCUGAGUGGACUGAGAAGAUACUGGAGUUGAUGCAGGCAGUGGACGACUACAUUCCCAUGCCGGAGCGCCCGCGUGACAUGCCCUUCCUUCUGCCUGUGGAGGACGUGUUCGGAAUCAAGGGCAGGGGAACUGUCGUGACCGGUCGAGUGGAGAGAGGGAUGGUAAAGACCGGCGAUGAAGUGGAGAUUGUCGGCAUCGUUGACACCAAGAAGACGGUGGUAACCGGUGUAGAGAUGUUCCAUAAGACGCUGGACGAGGGCGAGCCGGGGGACGCCGUAGGUUGCCUGCUGCGAGGCGUAGAGCGUGACGAUAUCGAGAGAGGCCAGGUGUUGGCAAAGGUCGGCUCUAUCAGGCCGCAUAACGCCGCUGAGGCGGAGGUGUACGUUCUGAGCAAGGAGGAGGGAGGCCGGCAUACGCCCUUCUUCAACGGCUACAAGCCCCAGUUCUACAUUCGCACCACGGACAUAACGGGCGAGAUCUCUCUUCCUGAGGGAGUGGAGAUGAUAAUGCCCGGGACAACGUCAAGAUGGGCAUAA
Molecule: messenger RNA, 1122 nt
Organism: Geodia barretti
Lineage: Eukaryota; Metazoa; Porifera; Demospongiae; Tetractinellida; Geodiidae
Source: the annotation of a GenBank genome assembly